AUGCGCUUCGCGCCCGCCCUCGUCGCCGUCGCGGCGCUCGGCGGCAGCUACUCCCCCUUGGCACCUUUCGCCGCCGCCUCCGCAUCCGCAUCCGCAUCCACCACCGCCACCACCCAAGACCGCGACUGGGCACAAAUCAUCACCGCCACCUUCAAAAACAACAAGCCCUGCGGCGCCACCGCCAACGACGUCGACUGCCGCACCCCCGCCCAGGCCGCGCCGUUCGUCGCGCAGUCCUUCAGCGCCUACGGCCUCACCUGCCCCGCCGAGCAGGCCGCCGUGCUCGCCGUCAUGGCCCUCGAGUCGGGCGAGUUCCACUACAAGCACAACAUGUUCCCGCCGCCGGGCCGCCCGGGCCAGGGCACCGCCAACAUGCAGUCGCCGCUCUUCAACCUGCGCUACGCGAAAUCCAUCCCCGCGGUGGCGCCGCACGUCGCCAACGUCACCGAGGACAUGGUGACCGGUGGUGGUAAUGGCCUGCCCGCCGCGGAGCUCAACCGCAUCCUCGCCCUCGUCACCGUCGACGAGUACAACUUUGGCAGCGGCGCGUGGUUCAUGAGCUCGCAGUGCGCAAAGGCCGUCCGCAACGUGCUGCGCAGGACCCCCGACCAGGGCUGGCUCCAGUACAACGCCCAGUGCGUGGGGGUCCCUGGCGAUGACCCGGACAGGCUGGCCUACUGGACGCGGGCCAAGGCCGCCAUGGACAUUAAAUGA
Molecule: messenger RNA, 714 nt
Organism: Purpureocillium takamizusanense
Lineage: Eukaryota; Fungi; Ascomycota; Sordariomycetes; Hypocreales; Ophiocordycipitaceae
Exons: 1
Coding region: 1-714 (237 amino acids)
Source: RefSeq, a predicted model, not a curated record